UCUACCUGCUGGAAUCGGAACCUGUUAAAGCACACUUUUGAAUGCGAAAAGUGGUUCUCGUUCCAACGGCGCUGCUCGCAGCAGCAGUGAUUGGAUUCUUCAUAUGGAACUUUUUGCUACUAUCAUCACAUCUCGCUGGCUCGGCGGGCGAAACACGCAUGGCGACGUUGCUGGAGCAGGUGGAAAAUUCGCAGCAGCAGAUCAUUGCGCAGCAGCAGCAGAUACAGCAACUGAUGGAGCGCGACGCCAAUCGCCAGGCUGCGCCGUGCGUCCAGCAUCAGUCUGAAGGGACCAAGGCAGACAGGCGGGAUGAUCCGCCCGUCCCAACACUCGAGGACAACAACAACACGCCCGCCGUCGUUGGAAAACAAACAGUCCACUCUGCCGGGGAGCCCAUCGCCGUGCUCGUUAUCGCAUGCAACCGACCGGAUAUGGUGCGAUGCGUGGACCGGCUGCUCAAGUUCCGUCCAUCCGAGCGCUUCCCAAUCAUCAUUUCACAGGAUUGCGGCGAUGCUUCGACUGCCGCGACCAUCCGUGAGCACUAUGGAAACCAGGUCAUCCACGUCAUGCAGCCAGAGCUGGAAGAAAUCCCAGAGGCCAAGCAUCAGCCCCAGUUCAAGGGCUACUACAAGAUUUCGCGACAUUACAAGUGGGCGCUCACGCAAGUCUUUGAUGUGCUGUUCUUCAACUCUGUCAUUAUCGUCGAAGACGACCUCGAGAUAUCGGAAGACUUUUUCGACUACUUUGCCGCUGGCCGACAGCUCAUGGAGCAGGACGAGACACUGUGGUGUGUUUCGGCUUGGAACGACAACGGCAAGAGCGAGUUUGUGAGCAGCGCCAAGAAACUCUACAGGACCGACUUUUUCCCCGGUCUCGGCUGGAUGCUCACGCGAGGUGUCUGGUCUGAGCUGUCCUCCAAGUGGCCCAAGGCGUUCUGGGACGACUGGAUGCGGGAGCCAGCGCAACGAGCCAACCGCGCCUGCAUUCGCCCCGACAUUUCGCGCGUCUCCAAUUUUGGCGAGCGCGGUGUUUCCGCCGGACAGUUCUUUUACGACCACAUUGCCAAAAUCAAGCGUCCCACAGAGACGGUGCCAUUCCUGAGCAUGGACCUCAGCUACCUUCUCAAGGACAAGUACGAUCCCGCAUACAGGGCAGCUGUGAAGGCUGCACGCACCGUCCGAUUCGAAGAAUUAUUGAAUUCCGUGCCACCGGGCACUGGAAACCUGCGGGUCGAGUACACGUCCAACCAAGACUUUGAGCGGAAAUCGAGCGAGCUCGGUCUCAUGUCUGAUCUCAAGGCUGGCGUGCCGCGCACCGGCUACAUGGGCAUUGUUGAGUUUAUGUAUAAGGGGAAUCGAGUAUACUUGAGUCCGCCGUCCGACUGGAGCGGCUAUCAUAGCUGAGAAAGCGAACAAACAAACAACAAAACCAAAAACCAAACGAAACAAAAAACGAAACAAAAAACGAAAAAAAAAAACAACAAAAAAAAAACAAAGCUGUGUUUAGUUUAGCUGUGCUUCUCGCCUCAUAGUGCUAUUCCCGUUGUAAUGCUGAAACAAAUCUCAUUUGUCCAUGUCUAAAAAGAGUAAAUCUU
Molecule: messenger RNA, 1594 nt
Organism: Capsaspora owczarzaki ATCC 30864
Lineage: Eukaryota; Filasterea; Ministeriida; Capsasporidae
Product: alpha-1,3-mannosyl-glycoprotein 2-beta-N-acetylglucosaminyltransferase
Exons: 3
Coding region: 42-1403 (453 amino acids)
Biological process (GO): protein N-linked glycosylation
Cellular component (GO): Golgi apparatus
Molecular function (GO): alpha-1,3-mannosylglycoprotein 2-beta-N-acetylglucosaminyltransferase activity
Source: RefSeq, a predicted model, not a curated record